AAACACGCGGUGUGUGUUGUGUUUCUGGUUGUGUUGUUAUUAAACAACUUCCGCUGCCUGUAAUUUUCGUUUGAGACUGAAUUAUCACAAUUCUUGAACCACAUUGUGUUGACAUGUUUCCUCGUAAAUGGACGGGAUCCCCUUUCUUCGUGUGUCGCAGUGUAACGCACAGAAAUUAAGAAAACGCCUUCAGUCCAAAGGAGCUCUGGACUUGAGUUUGUGUUUGGUGAAAGACUCGGAUGAGACUGUCCUUUUGCCCAUUGUACCAUCUUGUGUGUCACAUGUUGAUCUGCAAUCUCUCAGAAGUAUGGUGGCUUCAGACAAUGCCUGUGAAGUCGUUUGGAGUCAGUCUCCUCUGUUGCCUUAUAAGAAUAAGGGAAAGUCAAGUGGUAAUAAACUAGAGCAAAUCCUGCAGGAGCUGUUUGAAUGUCAUGGUGAAAGAUGGUCGGAGGAGCUGAGGGCGGACCUCCCUCGUAGCUUCCAGAGGCAUGGAGACCUGGUCCUGCUGGGAGACAACAGUUUCAACCUGCCACUGUGGAAGAAAAUGGAUCCACAGCUGUGGAGUGCAGUGGCCAAAGGACUGGGGGCUCAGCGCCUAGCCAAGAUUAGUCGAAUAUCCAGUGAUGGAUUUAGGUCUCCCAUGGUGACGAUGCUGUUGGGAGAGCACAGCUGGGUCCAACAUGUCGACAACAGAAUCAGCUACGAGUUUGAUGUAACAAAAUGCAUGUUCUCCGCUGGAAACAUAACAGAGAAGCUCCGAGUAGCAGCAUUUGACUGCAGAGGGCAGACUGUGGUGGAUUUGUAUGCAGGUAUUGGAUACUUCACCCUUCCAUAUCUGGUACACGCGGGGGCCCGUCACGUUCACGCCUGUGAGUGGAACCCUGACGCAGUUGAAGCUUUAAAGAAAAACCUUGUGUCAAACAGGGUGUCUGACCGCUGCACUGUUCACCGAGGAGACAACAGACAACUCCAGCUAAGUGGCGUCGCUGACAGAGUGAAUCUGGGUCUCAUACCGAGCUCUGAGGACGGCUGGCCUGUCGCCUGCAGGCUGCUGAAGAAAUCCACUGGUGGCAUUUUGCACAUUCACCAGAACGUCACCUCGCCAUUCUCGAACACGGCAAACUUUCCGGCAACUGAUGACGCCACCACCCUGAGGAUUCCUGGAAGGACAAGUGACAGAGAGAUUUGGCAGGCUUGGGCCGAUGACACGGCAAACCGCAUCCGCCGUCAUUUAAAGGACAUCAGCGGCACAACAUGGAUAAUGAACAUCCAGCACAUCGAACACGUGAAGUCGUACGCGCCUCAUGUUAACCAUGUAGUGCUGGACUUGGAAUGCAGACCAACUUAAGCUGUGACAGAUACUGAGUGGCAUUAAAUCGGAGACAUUUUAAACUGUGUACAGAAGCUGAACAGUACACCAGCUAGUUUGUGUGAUUAUUUCAUCUGUCAGAUGCCACAAUGUUUUCAUACACCUUUGUUUGUCAUGGGCAGGUUCUCCAAGCUAGGAUGCAGCCUGCCUCACUCCCAUGCUGUCAUAAUCACAUCGAGAACGUGCAAAGCUUUACCACAACCGCAGUCUUGUUUGUCGCUGGACUGCUGCUCUUGGAAAAUGAGCUCCUUAAGCGUCGUGCUCAAGGGGCGCCGUAAUGUUUUGACACUUCAUCUCAACCCAUUGUUAGAUGGACCUCUUUGCAGGAAAAACUAAGUUGAACACUGAAAACUACCAGAGCAUGAGUUAAUCUAUACGAUUCUUAGAUUUGGUAUGUUGGUACUCAACAAGCAAGUUGUAUUAAAUUGAUAUAUAAAUA
This is a messenger RNA of Labrus mixtus (cuckoo wrasse), 1808 nucleotides long. RefSeq names its product tRNA methyltransferase 12 homolog (gene tyw2). Gene Ontology annotation, biological process: tRNA methylation. The coding region runs from base 128 to 1348 and encodes 406 amino acids. Lineage: Eukaryota; Metazoa; Chordata; Actinopteri; Labriformes; Labridae. Gene Ontology annotation, cellular component: cytoplasm. Gene Ontology annotation, molecular function: tRNA methyltransferase activity. The record is from RefSeq and is a predicted model, not a curated record. The transcript is spliced from 7 exons.